Messenger RNA from Colletotrichum fioriniae, 1146 nucleotides. The record is from RefSeq and is a predicted model, not a curated record. Lineage: Eukaryota; Fungi; Ascomycota; Sordariomycetes; Glomerellales; Glomerellaceae.
AUGACGGUGGAACUCCCGAUCCCCGAUACACGCGUCCUGGCCGUCGCCAGUCAUGCGCCCCAUGUGCGCCAGGCGUGCCGACAGGCAGAGUGGUGUAUCGCGGGUCUGACAGCCUCCCGCAGAAAUGUAGGAAACAAAAUUGCCGUCUUCACACUGCAGUCCCUCGGCUGCGACGUCGCGGCUCUCAACACCGUCCAAUUCAGGUACAGACAAUGGAAGGGGACAAGAGUGUCCGCCCAGGAGAUCCGGGACCUCUUUGAAGGGCUCAAGCAGUCGUACCUGGACGACUUUGACAUGAUGCUCUCGGGCUACAUCCCCGGCGCCGAGGCCGUCGUGGCCGUGGGCGAUAUCGCAAAGGAGCUCAAGCGGAAGCAGGCCGCUGCGGGAACGCCGGGCGGCUUCUUCUGGGUCCUGGACCCCGUCAUGGGCGACAACGGGAAGCUGUACGUCGCCGAGGAGGUAGUGCCCGCGUAUCAGAGCCUCGUCGAGCACGCCGAUUUGAUUCUCCCCAACCAGUUUGAGGCCGAGCUCCUCUCGGGCGUCAAAAUCACCGACAUGCAGACGCUCCAAACCGCCAUUCGCGCCCUGCACACAAAGUACCGCAUCCCCCACGUCGUAAUCACCUCCGUCUCCCUCACCUCACCCGACCACCCGCCCUCCCACCUCUCCGUCGUCGGCUCCAGCAUGUCGCCCUCCACCGGCGAGCCGCGCCUCUUCAAGAUUGUCUUCCCCGCCAUCGACGCCUACUUCUCCGGCACGGGCGACAUGUUUGCCGCCCUCAUGACGGUGCGCAUGCGCGAGGCCGUCAUCGCCGCCAGCGCCAGCGCCAGCGCUCACAGAGAGGGUCAGCAGCAGCAGCUCAAGGACCGCGAAUCCUGGCUCAGCGGCGACGAGGUUGACGCGCUGGAUCUGCCUCUCGCCAAGGCGGCGGAGAUGGUGCUGGCGAGCAUGCACGAGGUCCUCACGCAGACGGCGCGCGGGAUGCAGGAGGCCGUCGCGGCCGCCGGCGGGGAUGCCUUGGCGGAGACGGAGGAAGGGAGGACGAAGCUUCACCUGCUCAAGAGCAAGAGCGCCGAGCUGAAGCUCGUGAGGAACCUUGCGAGCUUGCGGGAGCCGACUGUGGAGUUGAGGGCGCGGAGGUUGUAG